AAAAAAACAUUAUUGAUUUUUCAUUUGACAAGUCGCUGGAAAACAUUCUCGGAUUCUUUAUUUUUCUCGGUUAAAUGGAUUAAAAUAUUCUAUUUAGUGAAGUGUUUAGUGUCAAAUCGGUUGUUGUUUGUGAAAAGCUAUUCGAAAAUAAACAAAGGAUAUGAGUGAAUUAAGACAUCGGCGCGGGGAAGGUGAUGGAAACGACAAACUGGAGAACGCUGGCGAAUCUGAUCACGUUGAUUCGGAGGAGGAGAAGAAUAUAGAAGAGAAAUAUGUGGAUGAAUUGGCGAAGUCUUUGCCACAGGGAACGGAUAAAACUCCGGAAAUCCUUGACUCUGCUCUUUCGGGACUAUCGUCAAGAUGGAGGAACUGGGUUAUCCGAGGUAUCUUCACCUGGUUGAUGAUUGCUGCGUUCUGCCUGCUCAUCUACGGAGGACCACUGGCUCUUAUGAUCACGGUACUGUGCGUGCAAGUGAAAUGUUUCGAAGAGAUCAUCAACAUUGGGUACGCGGUGUACCGCGUCCAUGGACUCCCCUGGUUCAGGUCCCUCUCCUGGUACUUCCUGCUGACUUCCAACUACUUCUUCUAUGGAGAGAACCUCAUUGAUUACUUUGGAGUCGUCAUUAAUAGGACGGACUACCUGAAGUUCUUGGUGACGUACCAUCGGUUCAUCUCGUUCAGUCUGUACUGCGUGGGCUUCGUGUGGUUCGUCCUGUCCCUGGUCAAGAGGUACUACAUGAGACAGUUCAGUCUCUUCGCCUGGACACACGUCGCUCUGCUCAUUGUCGUCACCCAGAGCUACCUCAUCAUCCAGAAUAUAUUUGAAGGUCUAAUAUGGUUCAUAGUGCCGGUGUCUAUGAUCAUCUGCAAUGACGUCAUGGCCUACGUGUUCGGCUUCUUCUUCGGAAAGACCCCGCUCAUCAAGCUGAGCCCCAAGAAGACCUGGGAGGGUUUCAUCGGCGGCGGAAUAUCUACUGUUAUUUUUGGACUUGUGAUGUCGUACAUGAUGUCCCAAUACCCGUACUUGGUGUGCCCCAUCGAGUACUCCGAGUCCCUGGGCCGCAUGACCAUGGACUGUGAGCCAUCGCUGCUGUUCCGGCUCCAGGAGUACACGCCGCCUCAGUUCGUGCAGCCCGUUAUGAAAGUUUUCGGUAUGGAGAAGCUGAACAUCUACCCGUUCAUGAUCCACUCGCUGUGCCUGAGCACGUUCAGCUCUGUCAUCGGACCAUUUGGAGGAUUCUUCGCUUCAGGAUUUAAACGCGCGUUCAAGAUCAAGGACUUUGGCGACGUGAUCCCCGGGCACGGCGGCAUCAUGGACCGCUUCGACUGCCAGUUCCUGAUGGCCACCUUCGUGAACGUGUACAUCACCAGCUUCAUACGUACCGCCACGCCGCAGAAACUGUUGCAACAGGUAUACAACCUAAAACCUGAACAACAGUUGCAACUAUUCUACGCCCUGAAGGAAUCGUUGGAACACAGGAAUAUACUAAACUUGGUACCCUAGACGCGCCGAGCUAGUACAAUUUCAGGUCAAAUUUAUGGUCACAGCCAGGUAAAGCACUUCACACUUUACGGAAAAUCGCUGCGUUUUGUAUGAUUCAUAGUUUUAUACGUUAUUCAUUAUCAAGACAAAUGUACGGGUGUUAUAGUAGGUUUUAUAAAGAAAAAGUAAUAUGAAAAUAGUUCAUCUUUUGUGUUUUUGCUGACAAUAAAUCUAUCUCCAACUCGCAGUUGAGUUAGCGUGGUGAUUAAUGUUUAAACCUUCUCCGUAUGAGAAGAGGCAUUUGGUCAGCAGUGGCCACUUAAAGGCUGUUAAUGAUGAUAAUGAAUUCUGUCUUGUAUAAUGAAAGUAUGAAAAUAUUUGGUAUUAAUAACUCACUUAUUUUUAUAUUUUUUCCUUGUCAACAAGUUAACAUAUUGUUGAUGUUAACGUAAAGUAACAAAUGUUAUUGAUUUUGUCCAUAAAAAUACGUAAUUGAAAGAGAAAUAAUGUUUAUAAACGCAGCGUUACUUUCGUGAAGUGUGAAAGUGCUAAGGAGGAACAUAUCCCGUGUACCAUGCAAGGAAAAAACAAUUGUUCUAGUCUAAUAUUGUAUUUGUCAUUCACUUUGAUAUAGACAACACUGUUAAACAACAUUUUAAAUGAAAAAAGUUAUAGAAAAUAGAAAAAUUAUGGACAAAAUUGUCCAAUUCUUCCAUUAAAUAAGUGCUAAGGUCUUAAUUUCUUUGCAUUUACAAAAAAGAUAGUUAAAAUAUCUUAAAGUUAUCUAAACAAAAACUAUUGUCCAACCAAAGAAUAAAUAUCAAAGUAAAUGAUAAAUACAAAUCAUAUAAAAAUAUAUAGUAAUAAUUUAUUUACUUCCCCCCGUCACUACAUUACGGUAUCCUUCGGGAGGUAACAUAAUAUUAAAAAAAUAAAUUUAAAAAUAAAACCUAGUGUUUACAUAGGCUAUCGAUAGUGAAAUAAUAAAAAAAAAAUACAUCUUCCUCAAAUUACUUAUACGAAAAAAAUCGUAGUUUUUGUGUACGUACUAAGUAGUUUCUAAAUGACAAUUUAUUAGUAAUUUACUUCAUAUUUGUCAUUUAGUAAUAUUAAAAAAUAAAUAAGCUUGGAAGAGAAAGUUUCGAUAGUGAAAAGAAAAAAAAUAAGAAAAAAUGUCUUAAAUUCACUCUGACUCUCUUUCAAACUUGUUUUGUGUGAAAUUUAAUUAAAAAUCUUAGUUUUUGUUUACCAUAAAUCAUAUCAAUAUAGUCAAUUCCAACAACUGUUUGAGAUCUGACCGAAAAAAUACAUUCAAUGAUUUGUAUUAGAAUAACUCUUUUCCUGGUCAACCUCUAAUAACUUUAUGGUAAACAAAAACUACAGAUUUAUAAUGAAAAAAAAAAAUGUGGUUCUUGUGCUAAUAAUAAGGGCAUCGUCGUGUUAAUUAAAUAAAAAAAAAUGAACUAUUGUGUCCUAUUCGCUAUCCAACCACUCGAAUUGAUUUCAUACACCUAUCGUGUCUCGAUAAAUAAAAGAUUGAGCAGACUGGAUGCGUAUACGCAUACGUACUCGGCGCAGACGUGCGUACGUACACGCAUGUCUGCGCAUAGGCAUCCAGUCUGCUUGAGCCUUAUAGGUGGGAAUUAUUCUUAGUAUUUACUUAUAAUAGUAAUUAUGUGUUUUUCCUCGAAUUUUUAUGACUAUGUGUAUAGUCUAAAUGAUUGCCUCAUACAAUUUGUAUUGAAUCUAUUAUUUUUGUUUAUUAUAGUUUAUUUUUAGUUUUGUUUUGUAUUUGUUAGUUGGUUCGCUUAAGUUUGGUGGAAGCCUGUAUGCGCUUUGAUUACAUUAAAACUCAUUUGAUAACGAUAUAAUGUGUUUACUACUGGAUUAAGGCACAUACUCAAAUUACAAUCAAUAUGACAAGUACCUACUAAAGCAAUCACUAAACAGUGGAAUAAAAAAAAAUAUUUUUUUUUGUUUAUCAAUGUAUUACAUAUUCCAAAAUUGCAGUAUCAAAAAUUAUGUUUGAGUUUCACUUACAAUAAUGCCAAGGUGUCAUUCUCUAUUUUCUUUAAAAAUCUGUAUUUUCCUAUAUCCUAUAGUCCCUUAAUUCAGUAGUACACACAAUUAUAAAUAUAUUUUUUGGAUUAGACAGGGAAUAAUGCAUUUGUAUUGUAUGCUUUAGACUGAAAAACGAACGACUGUUACAUGUGCUAAAGACUUUUUGACUACUUUCCUUUUUGGUCUGCAAACAGAUUAAUUAAAAAACUAAUUAUUGUUAUUAUUACAUACGCAAUUCUUCUUAUUGUAUUCAGUUAGUUUUGCAAAAAUACCUAAGUCUUUUUGACAGGAUUUGGCAAAUGAAAUAUGUUAGAAUGUUAAGAGGAAAAUUUUAAAUAAUAAAGUAGCUACAUGAUUUAACUGUUUAGGGAAAGAUUUUUGGAAAGGAACGGAAAGAGAUGAGGAAUUGAAUGUUAUUUAUCGUGAAGGCUUUAAACUCUGCAUUACUGCUAAUACUGCACGCUUGUCAAAAUACAUUAGGUAUAAACAUAUAAAUAAUCAUUAGUAUGUGGGUAAGGGAUAUCACUAUCUUAAAAUGUCACUAGAGCUGUCAUAAUUUGUGUUUGACAUUACUUCAUUUGGAAGUUUCUUUAGUAAAAAAAAUACAUUAAUUUUGAUUCAUAGUCACUGUCAUUCAUAGAUUUGAUGAUCUAUUUAAUUUUCAAUUUUAACUAGCUAAUUUUCUAAAUAAAAUUUUGAUGACGUCAUAACAAUACGCACUAUUUCAUAGAAAAUAUAGUUUUUGACGUUUCGAAAAAAGUAUUGAGUUUGGCUAUUAAGAAACUAGCCUAUUAUCUAUUGUACAAAUGUAAUAUUAACGCCAUCUGGUAAACACAAAGCGGUAACUCAUUUCACGUAUAUUUCCAAAGAAAAUACCCAGAAUUACACGGAUAGCUAAUUUAAUUCUUAAACAAACAGCAAUAGAGUUGAAAAUAAAACAACAUAUUAACCUAUUCAAUGAAAUCCCUUACCCAUCCAAAAAUAUAUCUAAACAGAUAAUAAAUAAAGUUGAAAAAUGAAAGGUUUAUGUAUAAAUUAUUCAGAGUUAAACCUUGUUAAGUUUGGUGGUGUUUUUAUUGUGAUUUUUACGUUACGUUAGUGUUCUUACGUUAUGUCGCUUUUAUUUAAUGCUCGUUCGCUAGCCUAUAGUGUUGUUUCUAGCAUUUCUUAGUGUAUUUAGGGACUAUAUUUCGUGGUGACUCCAGACAUCAGUGACGUCAUUUUCCUUGACUAUCUUUACCGAUCGAAAGAAGUUGAUUUAGUUGAUUAUGAUAUACUUAUUUUAAACUAACAUGGUCACUAACACUAUUAGACGGGAUAUUUACCACGUUCCUUUGUGUCUAUGAGUUAGAACAAAACAUGGUAAAUAUCCCGUCUCAAUUUCUAAUGAUAGUGUUUGUUGAUUGUGGUACUUAACCCAUCGAGUAUCGUAUGCGUCGACGGUGGCGCCAGUAGAUUUCCUAGGUCAAAUAGGCGACGGGUUAAUGAAAAAUUCCGAAAUAAAAAUUGAUAUGAGUGGGAUUCGAAUCUGACUUAUGUAGAUUACCGAAUCCCCCUUAAGCUAUUUGAUUUUUGACAACAUCUUUGUUAAGGUAUCAUGCACUAAGUCAACGUUUCUUGUCCUAUUCAUCAAUAAAUUCAAAAAAUCAAAGUAAAUGAUUUCGAUCUCUUAAAAAAUCUUUUUAUUUCGUCGCGGGUAAAGAGUCAUGUCCAAUUGAUGUCAACAAAAUUAUAGACACGUUUAGUUAAUGAUUGAGAAACUAUUCUAAUUAAUAUAUUAAUGAAUAUACGACUAUUACUGCCGUACUCAGAGACAUUUAACCUCUUGUAUGCCGUAAACACAUUGUGUCUCGCGUAGAUCUGCAUACCAAGGCAGUCAUGACUACUUAAACUAUUCCUUAGUAACGAUUUUGUUCUAAAAGCAAUUGCUAAGGACUGGGUUAAGUAACCAUUAAAUGACUCUGAGUACGGCAGUUAGGUUUCUACUUAGGUUGUAAAUUAAGUCCUGAAAAUGACUAUUCAUACAAAAGGUUACGGUUACAUUAUAUUAAUGAAAUUCCUCGUCACUAUUAUAUAUUUUGGUUAAAAUUAUAAUAUUUUACUCACUAUUAUAUUAUACUAAGAAAAAACUAUAAUUAACGAACCCAUACCGCCCCAAGUACAUAGUUUUAGUAAAUUAUAUGUAUUAUGUACACAGAUUGCUUUAUAUUCUAUACGACUUGUCAGUGAUAACAUGAUUUUCAAUCUUAUUACUUAAGCAGUAAGGUUCAAUAGAGAUAUUUAACAAUAAAAUGCUUUUCCAGACAGACAGGCGACGCGUAUCGAAUACCUAAAAUGAUAGAAUCCAGGUCAUUUAGCUACCAAAUGGUCCUAACUAUAGUCGAAUUCAAUUUUCAAUUCAAUGUAUGGGGUUCACACAAAGGAAACAAAUGUAUGGAGUCUGGAUCUACUCCUCAAUAGCAACAUGUGAUAUACCGUUGGAUAUGGCUUUCUAAAUGGAACAAUAGUAACUAAUAUACCUAUGGCCAAAUGUUAGUACUUUCAGAUGGAGGAUUUUGGAGGGGUAUCUUUUUCCUAAUGAGAAUUGGGCCCAACAUUACCCACUGUCCUUUACGAUAAUUUUCUCUAAUAUCGAUCCCAUACAUUAACAUUUAUUUAUGCUAUUUAAGUACUUAACAAUAUCAGAUAUUUAACCCGCAGAUCUAACGAGACUCAAUGUGUCUCAUGUACCAGGCAUAUAAGAGGUUAAUUUUCACACCCCGUAUAAAAGUGUUACCACUCACGCGCCGUUCAUACGUAAACUGAAGAGUACCUAAGCAAAACGGACCAAUCAGUGACCUUCUAUUAAUUAUGUUGUUAUAUGAAAGCUAUAAUUAUAUUAUUUGCCAUAGGACAAAUUGCACUGUUCGUUUUAUGAUAGUCUAUGUGUUAGAAGUAGAGUAUAAUGCCGUUAUUAUAAUUCCUGGAGUAUUUAAAUUAUUUGUUUGUGGCAGUGAAAUGUAUGGGGAUAUUAAUAUUGAAAACUAAUGAUCUUCUGUAGACUAAUGAUCUUCAAAAUCACUUGUGUUUUCAUUAAAUACUUUCAAAAUAAUAUACCUGCCUAACCAAUCGACGGAUUUUGAGAUAAGAGAAAAAGGCCAGCAAAGCACCUCUGACUCCUCUGGUGUUGCGGGUGUCCAUGAGCGGCGCUGAUCACUUACCAUCAGGUGACCCGUCUGCUCAUUUGCCACCUAUUCCAUAAAAAAACUAUUUUUCAAAUAAACAAUAGAACUGUGCACUGUAUCAUAUAUGAUUUCCAUAACAGAAUUGAUUAACCGCCAUACUCAGAGUCAUUUCAUACUCAUUUAAUGGUUACUCAAACCAGUCUUUACUAAGGAAUAGUUUAAGUAAUCAUUAAAUCUCUCUGAGUACGGCAUUAAAUAUUACAUUUAACAUGUGCGCUAAAUCUUCGAAACAUAAAGUAGGUACCUGAUGUUGAAUUAAAUUAGAAAAAACCAAAUUAAAAAGUUUGUUAGUACCAAAAUAUUUGAUUUAAUUCAUACAUUUCACUGCCACAGUAAUAAAGCGUUGCUAUAUGUAAUAGUAUUAAAAGUAUUCAUGUUUAUAUUUAAGAUAGCUGUGUUUAUGCAUCGUGCUAAAUGUCUAGCGUAUGUGAUAAUUGUAUGUAAACUAUUGAGUGUAUAAUAUAAUAAUUUGUCCAAAAUUGUAUAUGAUUGAUAAUGUAUGCGAUAUUCGUGUAUUGUUCUUACUGAAUAUACCUUUUACUGUUAAUAUAAGAAUAAUGGGUGAUACUUUAAACCCUUUAACACUCUUUAUGUGUGGGAGCCUUGCUUCAGCACGAAUGGGCGGGUUCGACUGGAGUGGAUACCAUGGCCUUAGAUAACACCGACGUGAAACAACGCUUACGUUGUGUUUCGUUGUGUGAGUGAGGUUACCGGAGGCCCAAUUAUCAAUCUUCCCAAUCCCCGAUUCCCCAACAACCCUUAAAUUCCUAACCCCCAAAAGGCCGGCAACGCACUUGUAACGGUUCUGGUGUUUCAAGUGUUCAUGGGCGGCGGCGUUUGCUUACCAUAAGGUGAUCCGUCUGCUCGUUCCUGUUUAGAGAAGAUUAAUAUAAUUAUGGACUAAAUUAUUAUAUUAUAGCCUCAACUUCACCUACCAAAUAAUGUCUUACCAGCACUUCUCCAUUAAAAAAUCGUCACAAAAAUUUAAAGAUCUUGUAAAUUAAAGUUUUACAAAUACUCCGUACUACACAGAACUAAAAAUAAAGAGAAAAUUCGAUUUUUUGGAUUCUCUUACAUGAUUGUCGUGUGGGGUGUUUGUAAACGUAAUAAUUCGCGUAAAGUAAAUGAUAGCAUCUGUAUUUGUAGACCUAGACGUGUUUUAUGAUAUAAAUUAUUUAUUGGAUAAAUAUAUGUGAAGGUAAAAUAAAUGGUAUUCUAAAGGUG
Spodoptera frugiperda (fall armyworm) is the source of this 7992-nucleotide messenger RNA. It is a transcript of the gene Cds, whose product is annotated as phosphatidate cytidylyltransferase, photoreceptor-specific. The transcript has 10 exons. Lineage: Eukaryota; Metazoa; Arthropoda; Insecta; Lepidoptera; Noctuidae. Gene Ontology annotation, cellular component: endoplasmic reticulum membrane. Gene Ontology annotation, molecular function: phosphatidate cytidylyltransferase activity. The coding region runs from base 161 to 1504 and encodes 447 amino acids. The record is from RefSeq and is a predicted model, not a curated record.